Messenger RNA from Umbelopsis ramanniana AG, 1347 nucleotides. RefSeq lists its product as uncharacterized. Gene Ontology annotation, molecular function: hydrolase activity, acting on carbon-nitrogen (but not peptide) bonds. The record is from RefSeq and is a predicted model, not a curated record. The transcript has a single exon. Bases 167 to 1255 code for a protein of 362 amino acids. Lineage: Eukaryota; Fungi; Mucoromycota; Umbelopsidomycetes; Umbelopsidales; Umbelopsidaceae.
GAGGAUCGAAAUUAGAUGAUCUGGUCGCUCUAAACUUUUAGAGCGCCUCUAAGACGGGUAAACCACGGGCCAUCUACGGCGCAUUAAAGCGUCUUAAAAUUUCUAAGGUCAGCGAACAUCAAAUGGAAGGUAUAAAAUCCAGCAUUUUUUCUUCAAUUAAUUCAUUAUGUCUGCAACUACCAAGAUUGCUCUAACAAAUGUUAGAGUGUUCAAUGGACAGAAAAUACUGGAUCCUGCGACAAUCGUGAUCGAUGGUGAAAUCAUCGGAUCCGACCCCACCGGUGCCGUAGAACAGGACUGUGAAGGCGCAAUCUUGCUUCCUGGUCUGAUAGAUGCUCAUAUUCAUUUGGGCAGUAUCAAGGAUCUAAAAAACAUGAGCGUCUACGGUGUUACUACUGCACUCGACAUGGCCACUUGGCCUUUGGAGCUACUGACUUCUUUGAGGAAUCAAAAAGGCGUGACUGACAUUCGGAGUAGUGGUAUAUCGGCCACUGGGCCAGGCAGCACCCAUAGUUAUUUGCUUCCAAAAGAAAGUGUAAUAAGAACUGUCGAUGAAGCUAAGCCGUUUGUCGCUAAACGCGUAGCUGAAGGUUCCGACUAUAUCAAGAUCGUUUGCGACAAACCCGGUCCAGCGCAAGAUGUUGUAAACACCUUGACUGCAGAAGCUCAUCACCAUGGUAAAUUAGUCAUUGCCCACGCUGCAACAGUUGCUCCUUUCGAAAUGGCUCAGAUUGCCGGGGUCGACAUGAUUACCCACAUACCACUCGACAAUGUUCUGCCAACAGGCUACGUAGAUCGUAUGGUUGCCGACAAGUGCAUUUCCAUUCCAACUUUGGCUAUGAUGGAAAGCAUGGCCAAGCUCCGCCGACGGGCACGGUACGAAUAUGCACGCGAUUCUGUCACCGCUCUGUACAAAGCUGGAGUACCUGUUUUAGCUGGAACGGAUGCUAAUUCAAUUAAAUUCUCACCUUUUAACGUGCGACAUGGUGAAAGUUUACAUCAUGAACUGGAACUGUUGGUUGAAGCUGGAUUAUCAAAUUUAGAUGCCUUGAAGGCCGCCACCUCGUUACCCGCCCAAUACUUUGGCCUUAAUGAUCGUGGUGUCAUCGAACCUGGUCGACGAGCAGACUUAGUGCUUAUUGCUGGUGAUCCUCUCCAAGAUAUCUGUGCUACACGUUUGUUGAAGCGGAUAUGGUGUGCUGGUAUCGAAGUCGAACCUAUCAAGCCCGGAAGUGGCGGUUGUCUUAUUAUUUGAUAGUACUCGCCUCAAUUAUUGUAAUCUUACUGUGUAAUUCGUAUAACUUUUUUUAAUACACUGGUAUGUCAUUCUGGGUAGCAUUUACGAAA